AGCCCAGGACGAUGGGCGCCAACGGCCGAGACUCUCCUCAGCUCACUGCAGGCACUCGAAGCGCGCUAGGAAUGCGCAACAACUCCAACUUGGAGUCGUCUGCGACAACAGCCAGUGCGAAACCUCGAUGGCGGCAUUAGGAGGCCGUCCUUACGGGCCGAACGAGACUGAGCAGUCUGAGCGUUUCGCCCGGACCUGCAGAGGCGGAUACGACCACCGAGACGGCGAAAAGCAAACCCCGCUGGCGGCUGUGAGCUAUUGCUGGCCUCGUAUCCUUGUCGCACAGAACCUGGGCAACGAACGCGUACAGUUUCGUCCCCCCCUCGGUUCGAUCAGCGGAUAUCCAUUUUCCUUGGUUCCCAUUCUAGCGAUCGGUUAUGGCACGGCGUUUAUGGGUGAGCGGGCCUACAGCGUUGAAUUCGUCAGAGAGGAGAAUACUGCCCAAAGGGAGCCCACCAAGAGUUUUGGUCGGGCCUCCAGAAGGGUAAUCUUUAAUGCGAAGACCCUCGGGUGUCAAGAGGGAAGCACGUGAGAUGGACUAGUUGAAGGAGGAGAAGAAGACGACGACGAAGAAGAAGAAGGCGGGAGGGCAGGAAGGCGAUAAACAAACUAGCAAACCGUUAUACCCA
This is a messenger RNA of Verticillium dahliae VdLs.17, 629 nucleotides long. RefSeq lists its product as uncharacterized. The coding region runs from base 128 to 532 and encodes 134 amino acids. The record is from RefSeq and is a predicted model, not a curated record. Lineage: Eukaryota; Fungi; Ascomycota; Sordariomycetes; Glomerellales; Plectosphaerellaceae. The transcript has a single exon.